ACGAAAACAUCUAAUUUAUCUUAUUUCAAAAUAAGACCGGUUUAGUAUUGCUAAUGUGUCAUCAUUAAUGCUUAUCCUUGCUAGUUUCCGAUGUAGAAAAACCAUUAGUUUCUCAUUUUUAUCUUGUGCUAUUUUUCUUUGACGAUGUAAUAGAUUGCAAAUCAUUAUCAACAAAACAAAGCGUUUCAAAAAAACAUCAACGUAUAUUAUAAAUAUGGAAAGAAAAUAGGAACGUCAAACCGAUAGUGAAAAAGAGAACAUUUUCCCAAAAUGUAGAAAUGCAUCAUCAAAGAAUAGAGGGUUUUAGUUUCUUCUUGUAGAAUUCUGGUAGUUAUUUAGUGAUAUUCCCUUGCAGUUUUCCGCCGGUUGCUUACUAGCAGUAUGCCAAACUUCACACUCAGAAAUUGUAUUCUUAGGAUAUAUCCAGCUAAAACUGAUUUUAACACUUGAUAUAUUGGUAUUUAUGGUGUUUUCCUUAUAUUAUUAUUAACAAUGUUCUUUCUGCUUAAUAUCCUGAUUUUUAGUACUAUACUAACCAAUUUUUGUAUAUAUUCGGCAAUGGCUAUAUCUUAGGUUAAAAAAAAACUUGUAGAUUAACGUUUUUGACUGUAUUUCUUAACGUAAACUUAAUGAAUAAUCUUACCAUUGAAUGAAAACAGGAACGUGAAUGUAUGUGUUAGUCUGUUUGACGGUUUAGGUUUUGCAUUUGCUGAGAAGAUGACAAGCUACGGGGGUGAACCAAAAGUUGUCUUGAUCACUAGCAUCAACCCCAAGGUUGUUUGGAGGUGAGUUAUAUUGAAUUGACUUUACUCUACUGCCAUAAUUCAAAAAUAUUAUGUAAAUGAAAAUAUGAUUGUACUUAUAAAAAUAAUAGUAAUUCUCUAAAAAUAUUUAUUUUUAGUCAUAGCAAUAAAAAAGAAAGUUUAAGGGAAUAUUUUUUUAACAUGCUUUUAUUGUAGAUCAAUGUUAUUUAUAUCUCUGAAUAUAGAUGAAAAUGGCAAUCACUAUUUCAUAAAAUAAAUAGAAGUGGAUUGGAAUAUUCAUUUGUCUAUUAUACUAUUUAGAAUAAAAAAAUUAACAGUUAGUUGAAAAUGUUGUAACAUGCUGCUGUGAUGGCUUUAUUUAUCAGAUUAAUCCAAAAAUGUUGUUUUUAGUGUAAUAUUAAUUUAUAGCAAGGCAAAGAGAAAUAUUAACUCAAUCUAUUCUUUUAAAUGCUCUGGCUUGCAAAGUGUCUAUUUUGUUCUCUGAGAAACGAUCUAGCAUUUGAAUUAGAUUUCGGAUUUCCUCUACACAGGUCGAUUAUUCCUCAAUGGAACUUCUGGGACCCACAACUACUUUGACUCUGAGACAGAUGCAGGCAAAGAACGUUAUACACAGUAAGUAACUCUCCUAUGAAUAUUAUAGAUACUUUUCGAUUUAGUUUUUUCCUCACCCAACAUAACCAUCUGUUAAGGUUGUUUGGAGAUGGCUCAAAUCAAACAUCCUCUUCAUCAAAGCUGAUUCAUGCUCAGAAGAUAGAACCCCUCACUGUCUCUGAGCUUAACCAAUAUGUCCUCUCAGCUGACCCUCAGUAACUGGUAUCCAGUCUGAAAAAGGAUGGUGUUAUAUUGGCUGCGCUAGCUGUGCUAAGAAGCUCGUGAAAGAGGAAACAGGUUGGGAUAUGAGUUCCGCCCAUGAAAAGACGACAACAACAUCUUCAUAGGAACCUAUUAAAGCAAUUCUCAUUUGAUGGGUGCUUAUAUGAGUGAAGACUAUCUACUUCUAUCAUUUCUGUUUUAUUUCUUAAAUUUCUGAUAUAGUUUUAAUAAAAAUCUCUCUUUCUUACUUUCAAUUUCUCUACCCGUUUCAAUUAUGAAAAACACUUGCAAGUUUUUAAAAACAUAUAAAAACAACAAGAGAGACUUCCAAAAUCCUAAAACAUUUUACCCGAAAACUACAUCCAGUGCAGGAAAAAUAUACAAAAAAGAAGGUCCAUACUAGUGGUAUAAUUGAAAUGUGGUACCAAAGAAAGUGUAGAAGUAAAAUUUUCCCAAAAAUAUUUAUUAUAAAUUUAAGGGAAGUUUACUAGAAUGUUACAUAUUUUAGGUGUAUUGACUAGAAUGAUACAGAUCUUUUUUUUAUUACUAGAAUAUUUUCGAUACCAAGCGUACCCUUUUUUUACGUUAUGAGAAAAAACGUAUUUACGAGAAUGCCAUUACUUUUCGCUGCCACGUAGGCAAAAAACCGGCGCCACGGAGGAAUUCGCGUCCGUAUUUUUAUUAAGUCAGCUGUUAAGCGAUAGAUACGUAGUUACGGCCGAUUUAUCUUUACGUUACGGCUGACUUAAUACAUACGACUGACUUAAGUGAAAGUGGCUGACUUAAAACUAUAAGUCAGCUUGCCGAUACAACUGAUUUACAGAAAUCCGGCUGAGUUAUGUGAUCACGGCUGACUUAAUGAUACAAAUGACGGCUGACUUAUACAUCGGCGGUUUGAUUUCUGGAAAAUUUGGCUGAGUCGUGGUUAAGAAACGGCUGAGAAACUUUUUUUCAGCUGAGUAAAGGAACAUGGAUGGGCUGGGUUAUUGAAGCCACGGCUGAGUUAUGGGAUGCUGUUACGACUGGGUUUGUAUUAGUCAGCCGUUAAAGCAUGGAUAAACAGUAAACUCAGCUGCUUUGCGGCUGACGUAUGAGCGAAAGAUUAAUUACUAGAAUGUUCUCGUUUGAUGGCUGAUUUACGUAACGAUACGGCUGACAUAUGGUUGUUCAUCCUUAUUGCGGCUGACUUACCGUCAAAAGAUUAAUUACUAGAAUGUUUCCAUGUAUCGGCUGACAAAGUGUAAACAUGAUGGCUGACUUAUUUUGACUGAGUUACUGAUUUGUUUGUCGACUGAUUAAUCGAUGUUCCAUGUCAUCUGCCAUGUCAUCAACUCGGAUUUGACAUGUCAUCACUAACGGUCGCCCAAUUUACAACUGAGUUACGAGACCUUUCAGUUGUCUUCUUCAUCUUAUUUUUGAAUGAUUACACAGCCUUUCUUUUCUUCUUCAUCAUCUCAGUUAUCUAUCCUCUUCAUCUUUCUCAUAUGGUAAUGGAUCCCGUUAUUAUUGUUUCCGGUAAAUGGAUUAUGAAAAAACGAUAUGUAUUCAACGUCGACAGUAGAGGGUGUAGAGUUCUUCAUUUAGGUGAGAAAACUAAACUUGAAGAUUUCACAAAGUCUGUCAUCGACGAUUACGGUUUGAAUGAUUUGAAGGUUCAUAUUCUGCUUUGCUACAUGUUUUCGAAUAAAACAUUGAAAACAAUGGCGCACAACACUCCACCAGUUUACGUGUCCAACACUCGACAAUUGCAAUGUUUUCUAAGCUUAAAGAAAAGCGAACAACUACGUCUCUAUGUGGAGAUUACAGAGAAAAAGGAUGACAGCUCAGACGUAGAAGCUUCAGAAGAAGAAGCUUCAGAAGAAGAAGCUUCAGAAGAAGAAGCUUCAGAAGAAGACGCUUCAGAAGAAGAAGCUUUAGAAGAAGAAGCUUUAGAAGUUGAGUCUAUAGAGAAUGGGAGUUAUGAUGGUUGCAGUUUGGAGGAUGAACAAGAUGAAAUUGAGAAUGACUGCUUUAGUAACGUUGAAAUACACGACGUAGCCGGAGAAGAUGAAAUAGGCAAAGAAAACGAAGAAGAUGAUGAAUUUGAAAGUCGAUUUGAUAUGUUCGAUGACUCGGACGGUGCGUCAUCUGAAGAUGAUAACUUCAGCACAUACGGUGAGUCUCCUAUCGAAGAAGACGAAGAUUCACCAACGCUACCUUCCAAGAAGAGAUAUCAGAACUUCUUGAUGAGCGAAUCUAAAGGGAAUCUGGAGGUUUUGAAGUUGGAGAUGUCGUCGUUAGACCUUGCGGUAGGACAACGAUACUUGACUAAAAAGCAUUUGAAGAGACGACUGAAACUUUUUACAGUGAGGCAUCAAUUUGAUUUUGAUGUAGAAAUAUCAAACCUGACAACAUACGUUGUUAAGUGUUGGGUUGAUGGAUGUACAUGGAGAGUUCGUGCAUCUACCGAAGGAUUGUCCCCGCAGUUUUAUAUUCGUAUUUACGACUCGGAUCAUGCAUGUUCUGUAACUGAGCGUUCUAAUCGAUCUCGAAAUGCAACACCGGAUAUUUUAGGAGAGUUGUACAAGAACUUUCUCGGCGACGUUGGUCCGGCCGUUCGCCCUGAGAGUGUCGGAAUAGCUAUCACUAAGCAGUUUGGUGUAAAGGUAAUUAUGUUACAACGGCUGAGUUAUGGUAGAGUAUAGGCUGGGUUAUUUUAUGUUAGAAAUGGCUGAGUUACAAAACUAUGGUUGAGUUAUGUUUACGUUGUGACCGUCUUAAUGAUAUGAUGUGGCUGAGUUAUGUAAAUUGUUUUUUCAUGUGAGCAGAUGGAAUAUUGGAAAUCACACCGGACGCUUAAAUGUGCAAGGGAAAUCGAUGAGGGCACACCUGAGUGUGGUUUUGAACUCUUGCCUUCUUACUUAUACAUGAUAAGAAGGGCAAAUCCGAAUACAGUUACGCGUCUUCAAAUCGAUGAGCUUGGAAGAUUCAUGUAUGUGUUUCUUGCGUUUGGUGCGAGCGUUAAUGGGUUUCCUUUCAUGCGCAAAGUUGUUGUCGUCGACGGUACGUUUCUUAAUGGUAAAUAUAAAGGGACGCUACUCACAGCACUAGCUCAGGAUGGUAACUUUCAGAUUUUUCCAAUAGCCUUCGCAGUGGUUGACACUGAAAAUGAUGAUUCGUGGAAUUGGUUUUUUACGCAACUAAAAGUGUUGAUUCCUGACCAGGAGGGUCUUGCGAUAAUAUCAGAUAGGCAUAACUCGAUAGGGAAAGCAAUUACAAAUGUGUAUCCGUUAGCUGCUCGUGGAAUAUGCACCUAUCAUUUGUAUAAAAACAUAUUGGGACGGUACAAAGGAAAAGAUGUAUUUCGGCUGGUGAAGAAAGCGGCGAGAUGUUUUAGAAUGUCUGACUUUGAUAUGAUUUUCGAGGAGAUUGAAGCACUUAAUCCUGAUCUCCACGGCUACCUCGAAAGAGCUGAUGUCAGACUGUGGACACGUGUUUAUUUCCCGGGCGAGAGGUACAAUUUGAUGACUACGAACAUAGCGGAAUCAAUGAACAGAGCAUUAUCGCAUGCUAGAGGUCUUAACAUUGUUCGAAUAUUGGAAUCGAUACGGGUUAUGAUGACCAGAUGGUUUGCUGAACGAAGAGUGGAUGCCAGAUCGCAGUCAACCACACUCACGCGCGGUGUGGAGAAACUAUUACAAGUAAGUCAGUCGUAACAGUAAAAUAAGUCAGUCUUUAAAUCUAAUAAGUCAGUCGUUAUAUUGCAUAAGCCAGCUUUAUAAAUAAUAAGUAAGCCGUUUCACGAAUAUUGGGUUUUGUUAAUAGGGACGUGUAAGUGCCUCCCGGGAUUGGACGGUUCAAAGGAUUGAUGACCAUCACACUGAAGUUAAAUAUGGCGCUGCUGGCGAGUCUUUGAAUGUUGUUAAUUUGGUUGAGCGAAAGUGCACAUGUCGGCGUUUCGAUGUCGAGAAAAUACCAUGUGUACACGCAAUCGCAGCUGCAGAGGAAAGAAAUGUUUCUCGUAUAUCACUGUGCAGUCCUUACUAUAAAAGCGCUUAUUUAGCUAGCGCAUACGCUGAAUCGGUCAUGCCGGUUGACUCAGCGCUACCUGUUCCAAAUAACGUGGCUAACGUACAGUGCUUUCCACCGUUUAUUCGUCAACAACCGGGAAGACCUAAAAAAAUAGGAUGAAAUCUGCUUUAGAAGUUUCACUUGCAAACAAACGUCCUAGGAAAGAGCACAUAUGUUCUCGUUGCAGUCAAAGUGGACAUAAUGCGAGAACUUGUCCGAUAUAAGCAAUUGCUUUUCAUGUUGUUUUGUAAUACGGCUGGGUUUUGUGUUGUAAUACGGCUGGGUUUUGUGUUGUAAUACGACUGGGUUUUAUUUUCAUUGAUUUGCACAACGGCUGGAUUAUUAAUUGUAAUACGGCUGAGUUUUGUGUUGUAAUACGGCUGGGUUUUUUUGUUUUAAUGUUCUAUGACGGCUGCGUUAAUGUUUUUCAAAUUUUGUAUUAUGGUUGGGUUUUUAUUUUCAUUGAUUUGCCCGCUUCCCAUUACUCAAGAGAGACACAGACAUCAAAAAACGAGAUGUCCGUACUUAAUUGCCCUACGUUACGUAAUAGCCCCUACGUAAUUAUUGAUUAUAAAGUGGAAUACGAAAGUAGCGAAUAAAAUUAAGAGAAAUUAAUCUUCAUUGGCUGAGAUAAUGUUACUCACACGCCUAAUAAUUGUCGUGAUUUCUAAUGUCAGCUCUUUUAUUCAAACGCAGUUGAAAAAAACUUCUCCGCUAGAAACACGAAACGUCGCGAAGUCAACUAAGGCUGAGUUAUUGUAAUACACGGCUGAGUUAUGGAUUAAAUUCCCGCUCAAAAUAAGAAAUAAGAAACGCCGCGAUACGAAACUAUAACCGUUAACUGCAGAUAAAUAAGGUACUUCUCAAACAAUUACACAUCUUCAACUCUCUAUCUUUUACACAACUGUCCUCUCAGAGAAAAUGGAAUAUUUCCCUCUGCUUGAAUUGUCUGAAGAUCUUCAGGCAAUGGUGGUUGAACGUGUGGCCCGUAACUCCUUCCAAGAUCUCUACCGCCUCAGAGCAUCGUCCAGGUCGAUGAAGGCGUUAGCAGAGAUGCGUAGGGUAUACCAUUAUUUCGAUGUGUUAUCCUUUCCCUGGGGUCUCAUUAUGCCAUCUCAGUUGUUGAAAACUUGCUACGCUGAGAACAAUCCAAGCACAAUUUAUGUAAAGGGUGUACAGUUUUUCUACUCAUACGAUGAGCAAGAUUAUGGCCUUUCUCUCCUCAAGCGUGCAGCAGAUGCAGGAUAUGAGCGUGCAAUGUAUACACACGCUAUGACUCAAGCAAUCUUUUACGGUGAUGCGCAGUAUUUUCGGAGAAUUCCAAGAGCAACUGUUGACAGGGUCGGGAAACUUGUUCGAGAUGCGAAAUGGGGAUGGGGUUUGUGGCAUACUGACGAGUUCCGUCAAAUUAAGGCCAUGUUCACUUCUACUUAUGUUCCGUCCUUCUACCUUUGCCAAUGUGCAAAUGUUGUGGACCGACAAUGUCUCUGCCUAUGGCACAUUGAUGUGACUAAGGACGACAACAUGUGUGAGCGCUGUUUCUGGAUCAAAGAGAUUUCCUUGUUCUUUCGUGAUUUUGAACCGAUAAGCCUGUUUAGGGACACAAGUAAGUGGUGAAGAUGUCUCUGCAUCAGAAUCUUAUCUUUUUUAUGUUUUUUGCUAUGCCAUUAUGUAUGUCGAACAAAAAAUUAUAUAUUCUGUUUUUAUGGCUGACUUAUUUUCAUCUUAUGGCUGAGUUAUUUUCAUCUAAUGGCUGACUUAUUUUCAUCUUAUGGCUGAGUUAUUUUCAUCUUAUGGCUGACUUAUUUUCAUCUUACGGCUGAGUUAUUUUCAUCUUACGGCUGAGUUAUUCUCAUUUAUUCAUCUUAUGACUGUUUUUUGAUUGUUCACCUAAACGUUAAGACUGAUAUUAUUACAUGUUACGGCUGAGUUGUUGUUUCGGAAGAAAUUAACAACGGCUGAGUUAAAUCCGAGUUACAUAAACAUAGACUGACUUAUGAGUACAGAAUCUGAGUGAACAAAGAAGUAGUAGUAGCAACUAAUACAUUUAAGACUUCAUCCUAAGACAUUCAAUAAUUUUUAUGAUCUCAGUUAUGUCUUUCUUCAUAUCAUCUAAUUCUGCUUUUAUAGCGGCCAAAUCCUGUUCUAUCGUCGCGAGUUUGUUUGCCACAACUACAAACUCUUCAUCAUGUGCUUCAUCAAGCCAUUUGAAAACAUGGUUUUGACCCAAAUUUGCUCCACAUCGAUAAAAUCUUCUACCCGGAUUCUUUAUUGUACCUGACGUUAACACAAUGGUAGCAGCUCCACAGUCGCACGUCCUUGGAAUUCCACGCUGUAGAUCCAUCUAAUUUAUACAUCAUAGCACACAAAAAAUAAUGCAAAAUCGAACAAGGCCAAAAUACAAAAAAUAAUUCAAAAUCGAUUUUGGACGAAAGAGACUUACUUUAGGUUUUAGAAGUCGACUCUGGUUUUUCCUUUAUCUUUUACUUGUAAAUAUUGGAAAUAUAAUAGGGAAAUCAUAUUAAAUAUAAAGAUCACGCGUGUCCAAAUAAAAUAAACAUAUAAUGACCUCGAUAUCGUAAAUUACUCGGACAUGCGUGUCAGGACAUAACUCGACACUGAGUUAAAUUAUGUAUGACUCUUUUGGCCAACUUUUAUUUUUCGACAUCAUUAAAUAUUAACAAUUUUACGACUGAACUUCCAUUGAACCUAAACUUAUGUAUGUCGAACCAGAAAUUUAUGUAUGUCUCUUUUUAUGGCUGACUAAUAUUCAUAUUAUGGUUGAGUUAUUGUUUAUGUUAUUGUUUGAUUAUGACUGACUUCCACUGAACGUUAUAGCUGAGUUACUAUCUUAUUAUGACUGACGAAUACUCAUAUAAUGGCUGGGUUAUUGUUUGAUUAUGACUUAAUUAACGUAACGGCUGAGAUGCAGUGAACGUUAUAACUGAGUUAUUAAAACAUUAUGACUGACGAAUACUCAUAUUAUGGCUGGGUUAUUGUUUGAUAGUGACUUAAUUAACGUAACGGCUGAAUUGCAGUGAACGUUAUAACUGAGUUAUUAAAACGUUAUGACUGACGAAUACUCGUAUUAUGGCUGGGUUAUUGUUUGAUUAUGAAUUAAUUAACGUACUGGCUGAGUUGCAUUGAACGUAAUAGCUGAGUUACUAAAAACAUUGCGUCUAAAUUAUUAUUACAACACAUGACUACGCAAAGAAAUAGUGCCAAAAUAUGGCCAUACCAAACCCACAAACCACCACUGGAAACAUCAAACACUUCAUCUUUUCCGCUUUACCGAGUUCUUUCUCCAACCGACCAACGUCUACUCUCAGAUCUGAUAUGCCUUUGGUCAUGUCACUCAUCACCGAUUUCAUAUCUUCUACCUCUUCCACCAAGCACUCGUCCGCCCAUUUGAAUAAAUGUCUCUGAUUUCACUAACAUGCCCAGCUCUUAGUAUCACAUUGACAGUAUAAUGAAUAAAAUUAAAAAUCAAACCUUAAUAUAUCCUUUGCGACAGCAAUAGUACAGUCUUCCUGGAUUAGCCCGUGAUGCAGAUGUACAUAAUUCAGCGGGUUCACCACACCAACACUGUUUCGGCGUUCCUCUUUCCACAUGCCGGCGGUGAAAGUAAGUGUUACCAGACACAUAUGAUGAAGAAGACAUUUUCUUUGAAUGAAAGAGAAAUUGGUGUGAAAGACAAAGUUAAAACAAUAGUGAUAGUAAUAUAAAAUCAUUUUUUUUUUUAAA
Messenger RNA from Brassica rapa (field mustard), 9371 nucleotides. RefSeq lists its product as uncharacterized. The record is from RefSeq and is a predicted model, not a curated record. NCBI's taxonomy places the organism in Eukaryota, Viridiplantae, Streptophyta, Magnoliopsida, Brassicales, Brassicaceae.